Molecule: messenger RNA, 441 nt
Organism: Cynara cardunculus var. scolymus (artichoke)
Lineage: Eukaryota; Viridiplantae; Streptophyta; Magnoliopsida; Asterales; Asteraceae
Exons: 1
Coding region: 1-441 (146 amino acids)
Source: RefSeq, a predicted model, not a curated record
AUGAAAUGGUGGACUUCUUUAGAAGGGGAAAGGAAGAAGCUUCUUGCUUUGAAAUUGGAUUUCCAAAAGGCAUUCGAUAGCCUCAAUUGGGACUUCUUACUAAAUACUAUGAAACAUAUGAGUUUUGGAGAAAAAUGGUGUAAAUGGAUCCAAGUGUGCUUGAGAUCUGCAUCCAUCUUUAUGCUUGUCAAUGGCUCUCCAACUGAGGAAUUCCAAAUGUCGAGGGGAGUUCGACAAGCAUUUCUUUUUAUAAUUGCAGCGGAAGGUCUAAGUGUGGCUAUGAAAGUAGCAACAAGUAGAAGGACAUUUGAAGGGGUGAAGGUUGAUAAAGAUCAAAUUGAAGUAUCUCAUCUACAGUAUGUCGACGACAUUGUUUUCUUUGGGGAAUGGUCGAGAACCAACGAUAGAAACUUACUUGGUAUCCUCAACUGUUUCCAAUAG